Messenger RNA from Funneliformis geosporum, 225 nucleotides. Lineage: Eukaryota; Fungi; Glomeromycota; Glomeromycetes; Glomerales; Glomeraceae. The record is from the annotation of a GenBank genome assembly.
AUGACGAGGUUAAGUUAUGGAGAGAAACAUUGGAUAAGGCAAGUUAUAUCAGUGCAUUAUGUAGACCAGUUUGGUGUUUUAGGAAUUCAGAUCGUGGGUACAACUAUAUAUCUAAAUAUUCUUGUGAAGGAUUUGGCUGGUAUACCAAGAUACUUCCAUCUAGAUCAUGUGGAAAUUCCAUUAUCCCCCACCACAUUAGAACAAGCUACCUCUCAUCCGCCCUGA